Molecule: messenger RNA, 1305 nt
Organism: Rotaria sordida
Lineage: Eukaryota; Metazoa; Rotifera; Eurotatoria; Philodinida; Philodinidae
Source: the annotation of a GenBank genome assembly
AUGGAUAGUGAUAAUGAAUUAGCUAUUAUCGAAAUUCGAUGUAUUCCAGACAAUCCAAAUGCUAUUUCUGGUAUUUUGAAUACAAAAAAAGUUCGUUUCGAUAUUGAAACAAAAAGUAAAGGAGAAACAAUGGAACGAACACCAUUGAAUUUAGUACUGGUUCUUGAUCGUAGUGGAUCGAUGGAAUCCGAUAAUAAAUUAGCAUCAGCAAAAGAAGCUCUUGUUUCUGUUGUUAAACUUCUUCAUGAUGAUGAUAUAGUGCAUCUUGUUGCAUACGAUAAUGAUGUGUCUAUUAUUUUUGAAAAUGCACGAGCAUCUUCUCGUCAACAUCUUUAUCCUCUUAUCAAUGAAAUUGAAGCUGGUGGUUCAACAAACAUGUCCGGUGGUAUUGAGAUAGGUGCUGAUCUUUUGGAUAAAUAUAUGUAUGCUGGAUAUUCACGUCAUAUGUUCCUUUUUUCUGAUGGACAAGCUAAUGUUGGAAUGAAAACACGAGCUGAAUUAACAAAUCUUGUUCGUGGAUAUAAUGAUAAAGGGAUUAUAACGGAUUCAUUUGGUAUUGGUGCUGAUUUUGAUAGUGAAAUAAUGAAAGGUAUUGCUGAUGCUGGAGGAUCAAGAUUUUACUUUCUUGGAAGAUCACAAAUAAUUGAACCAAUUGUUGCUAAAGCUAUUGUAAGUGUAUUUGGUGUAUGUGCAUCACAAGCUCGUCUUAUUGUACGUGGCAAAAAUGGAACUAUUCUUACGAAAAUCUGGGGUCAUGAAGAUCUUGUUGCUGGUGCUAGUCUUGGUGAUCUUCAUUCACCUAAUCUACGAUCAAUUCUAUGUGAAUUUACAACUUCUGCUACACCAAAUGUUGAUGGAACCGAAACUGAAGUACUUACAUAUGAAUUACGAUAUACUCGACCAAAUGAUCCUAAUGGUCAAGCUAAAGUGAUCAAAAAUACUUUAUCAUUAAAAUUUGUUGAAGAUGAAUCACUUGUUACAGAAAUUGAUCCUCGUGUGAAAACUAUGUUUGCUUCUCAAACAGCUGCUGAUGCAGAUAAAAAAAUUGCACAAUUACUCAGAGAUGGAAAAAGAAAUGAAGCUAUUCAACAUGCAAAUGAACAAAUUGAAAUACUUAAAGAUGCUCAACAAUUUGAUGAUGAAAGAGGAUCUAUUGCAUUAUUACUUCAACUAGCUGAAAAAAUACAUAAGAAACUUAAAGAUGAAACCGUCAAUAGUAAACUUGUUUGUCAAGGAUAUGAAUAUCAAGCUCAUUUAAAAGAAGAAUGUGAUGACGAAGAUAUGGGUUUUGGUUUAUUUGAUUAA